This is a messenger RNA of Funneliformis caledonium, 1191 nucleotides long. The record is from the annotation of a GenBank genome assembly. NCBI's taxonomy places the organism in Eukaryota, Fungi, Glomeromycota, Glomeromycetes, Glomerales, Glomeraceae.
AUGAGUUCAGAUACAACAUCCGAAUUCGUCAUUGAAAUUAUACAAGACUUUAACUGGUAUAGAUUAACUGAAGAACAGGAAGAAUUGCUCGACGAAUUAAUACCAAAUGAAGAAGCAAAAAGACGAUUUAAAAAGCAUGGAUUGUGUAGAUGGUACCCAUUCGAUGUCGAAUAUCGUAAACAAUGUGAUGAGGCAGAAGAAUAUAAUAAAUCUCUUCUUAAACCACGUUCACCUGCAGCACAUCCACAAGCAAUUUACACGAGCAGACGAUUAGUUGUGGAUGAUCUUCCUGAACCACAAAAUUCUAAAGAAUUCAACGAUCAAUAUUAUAAUGGUUCAGUAUCCUUGGAAUUUGAUUUUACAAAGCUUAAAUUUGAAGCCGAAUUUUUUAACACAAUAUCAUCAUUUUGUAUGGUUUGUGCUGGUGUAUUCGGUGUAAUGAUGCACUAUAAAGGUUUCGAAUUACGUUAUCCUAUAGCAUUUGCUUCGAUCAUAGUUGUUGGAAUAGGAUCGAUAUUAUUUCAUGGAACGUUAUUAUUCUCAUUACAAUUAUUUGACGAAAUACCAAUGGUGUUUUGCGUGUUAACGUUAUUAUAUAGUGUGGUUGAAAAUAAACCGCAAAAAAGGUUUGGCAAUUGGUUUCCCAUUCUAUUGAUUUGUUGGGGUAUUGGUAUAAUUUAUGUUAUGAUACAUUCUGGUAAAGAACAUGAUAACGAAUUAAUGCAAUCAAUAGAAUUUUAUGUAUUCCAAGGCACGUUUGUUGCUAUGUCAAUAUUCGUUUAUGCGCAUACGAUAAUGAUUGUAUUAAAUCCUGAUGGUGAACCUUCCAUCACCAGACUUUGGUUAUUAGGAAGCGCUGUUUUCUCAUUAGGUUAUAUUGGUUGGCAUAUUGAUUUACGCUUUUGUUCUGUCGUACAUCAAUUACCUUUCGCUCUGCCAAAUCCUCAAUUACACGCGUGGUGGCACUUGAUGGCAUCUUAUGGAUCCUACUUAUUAUGCGUAUUCGUUGCUUAUGACAGAGCAAAAGUAUUAGGUAAAAAACCCACUCUUAAAUGGAUGUUUAACGCUUUACCAUUUGUUCAAUUAUCGUCAUUUGAAUCACGUGAUGAAAAGAGUUCAUUGAAGAACAAGAAGGAACUACCAUAUGACGAGCAGUCUGAUGAAAAAACUCCUUUGAUAAGGAAAUUUUAG